GCCCUUUUUCAGUCAAACAUCGUCUGCACGAUUCAAAAUCCAGUACGUGAUACGAUAAUGGCAUCUUGCACUGAUAUUUGUCGUAAUAUUCUAUUAGAACGAAUGGUUUUUAACAAUCAUUCUAGUAUUUCAGUUCCUGAUGAAUUUUUAGAACACAAGAAUUACGUUUUUAAUUUACUUAAAAGCACGGUGCAAAAUGGAGAAAACAAUUCAGCUCUCCUAAUUGGACCGAGAGGAAGUGGGAAAACCUUGUUGAUCAACAGUGUGCUGGCUGAACUGGAAGCUGUCUGUGACUUUGAGAAAGAUUAUGUUGUCAUUAAGUUGCAUGGCUUCUUCCAAACUGAUGAUCGGAUAGCCAUUCAAGAAAUCACUCGCCAACUAUUUUUAGAGGAGGAAGCAGCUGGCAGAGCAUUUGGCUCAUUUUCAGAGAAUCUAAAUUUUCUUCUGAAUUCCUUGAAGAUGGCUGACAGGAAAAAAGCAAAAUCCAUCAUUUUUAUAAUGGACGAAUUUGAUCAGUUUUGUCAGCAUAAAAAUCAAACUUUAUUAUACAAUCUAUUUGAUGUUUGCCAAUCUGCUCAAGCGCCAAUGGCUGUCAUUGGAUUGACAUGUAGAAUGGAUGCCAUUUCUUUGUUUGAAAAGAGAGUGAGGUCUAGGUUCUCUCAUCGACAAAUUUAUUUGUUUGUGAAACCUGAUUUCACGAGAUACACGGAAACGUUUGUCAAUUUACUUCAGUUGGUGCGUGCUCCUCCCGGAUUAAAACCCAUAUACGUUCGCAGCUGGGACAAGUCUAUUAAGGAUCUUGCACAAGAUCCAUUAGUCGAAGGCACACUCAAGAAACUAUUCAACCUCAAUCCGAAACUCCGUCUUCUGCAAAACAUAUUGCUGGUGGCAGUAUGUCGCCUGGGCAAGAAUCAUCCUUUCCUCUCAUCCAAGGACAUUGUCAGCGCCAUCGAGUCUCAAACUACGGAUUGCAAAACAUUACAACUCCAGGGCUUAUCUGUCCUCGAACUGCAGUUGUUACUCUGCAUGAAAUACUUGGAUAAAAUUUACUUUGGUGAACCUUGCAAUUACGAAAUGGCCUUUUACGAGUAUACCAAGCAAAUGAAAAGCAGUUCGAUGCAGAAAUUCGACCGGCAAAUCGCGAUGAAGGCAAUGGAACACCUCGAGACUUUGGAGCUGAUCCGGCCCGUUGAGGGGGUUUCUUGCUCGAAGGUUCAGAAAGAAUUUGUUGUUUACCAUAUUCUCAUCACGUCAGAGCAGUUAACAGCUGCUCUCUCCAAGUAUCCCAAUCUUCCCACCGAAGUGAAACAGUUGGCAGACACGUGCCUCUGAGAAAACAUUCCAAUGCCACGGCAUGAUGCGUAAUAAAGUUCUCCCAAGUCCAUUGUGUUUUUCAAGGUGUAUCAUUUGUGAAUCUGCCGAGACAAGAGAAAACAGAAAUAAAAGCCAAACACACA
Messenger RNA from Daphnia pulex (common water flea), 1457 nucleotides. It is a transcript of the gene Orc4, whose product is annotated as origin recognition complex subunit 4-like. Gene Ontology annotation, cellular component: nuclear origin of replication recognition complex; nucleus. Gene Ontology annotation, molecular function: ATP hydrolysis activity; DNA replication origin binding; ATP binding. The record is from RefSeq and is a predicted model, not a curated record. The transcript has 8 exons. Lineage: Eukaryota; Metazoa; Arthropoda; Branchiopoda; Diplostraca; Daphniidae. The coding region runs from base 58 to 1332 and encodes 424 amino acids. Gene Ontology annotation, biological process: DNA replication; DNA replication initiation.